This is a messenger RNA of Cyprinodon variegatus (sheepshead minnow), 1159 nucleotides long. Its product is annotated as mitochondrial ubiquitin ligase activator of nfkb 1-A-like. Gene Ontology annotation, biological process: organelle organization; protein ubiquitination. The coding region runs from base 162 to 527 and encodes 121 amino acids. Lineage: Eukaryota; Metazoa; Chordata; Actinopteri; Cyprinodontiformes; Cyprinodontidae. Gene Ontology annotation, molecular function: ubiquitin-protein transferase activity. The record is from RefSeq and is a predicted model, not a curated record. The transcript has a single exon.
AAUAUCAAGUAUUUUAAUGCAUCUCUUCUUUCAGGAACUCCAGGACAAUCAACAAGAAAGAGACCAAAAACUCCGUCCCAUUCAGUUUAGUUCGGCCUGGUUCUUACAUCUCUGAAGUUUAUGUGAAGGUGCAGAGCCCCCUAGAGGCCUCCGGGUGCUACAUGGAGAGGGUUCACUCCAAAGUGCGACGUGCUCAGGAGGGUCUGGUGGACGUGGUGGUGCAGGGUCUGAGUGGUGAAAAACCGGUGGCGAUGGUGGAGAGCGAAGAGAUGCUGCGCGUGGGGAGCAGCCUGACCGGGUUUGGAGAGGUGGUGCUGGAGGGGGGCCAGGCGGUAAGGCUACAGGCCCCGCAGGAUGGACGCGGGUACAUCUUGGUGCCCAGUGACUACAGGAGCUUCAUGGACAGACACGAGGCUUCAGCCAACAUGUGGCAGGCGCUGACAGCUGUGACCGGCCUCACAGGGGCCACACUGCUAGCUGGCAUUGUGUAUAAAUUCUUUGGAAAACAGAGCGACAGAUCAAGAUAGGCUGAACACUGUGGGUUAGAAGCGAUGCCUUUUCGGGUUUGAUCCCCUGCAUCCAGUUACUACUUUGUCAUCAAGCAUACUUGAGACUGUAAACAUGAAGAACUGGGGAAACCUAUUAAAAAACCAAAAUGACAAAACAAUGAACACAUUUCCUACUAAUCCUCCUUUGCUGAAGGUUCUUCUUUUUAGCGAUCUUCACUAAUGCGUCAAUUAAAAGCUUUGGACCUGCUUCAUAACCCAAUCUGUGAUUCCUCAACUUAAAGAAUGCUUCUUAACUCACCAGGUGAUCUAAUGUUUAUUAAUUAAUGACAAACUUUUUUUUUUCUCCUUUGGAUCAGUUUUGGGGACAUUCCUUCUGCAGAUUUUACUGUUUAAGUGUAAACUUAUCAUUACAGUAUUUCUAUAGCAACCGUAUUUUAUCAGUGGAACAUGUUUCCAGUCAUUCUGCUGAGACUGGAUAGAUGUGAUAACAUGAAAUAAUGAAUCUACCUCCUGGGUUGUUUCUGAAGUUUCUCCUUAUUGCAUUCCAGACAUAUAAUGUGAAUCUUUUGCGGUUUUAUUUUUCUCUUUAAUAAAAAGAAAAACCUGGAAGGUCUAUUCAGCCCCCUUUACUCUGAUGCCACUAUAUAAAC